Wyeomyia smithii (pitcher-plant mosquito) is the source of this 2152-nucleotide messenger RNA. RefSeq names its product translocation protein SEC62 (gene Trp1). Bases 153 to 1337 code for a protein of 394 amino acids. Gene Ontology annotation, biological process: post-translational protein targeting to membrane, translocation. The record is from RefSeq and is a predicted model, not a curated record. NCBI's taxonomy places the organism in Eukaryota, Metazoa, Arthropoda, Insecta, Diptera, Culicidae. Gene Ontology annotation, cellular component: endoplasmic reticulum; endoplasmic reticulum membrane. The transcript has 4 exons.
CUGCGUAUGUGGAAGCGGGUGUUGGUGGGGCAACGCGUACCGUCAUCAGUUUUAUUUCAGAGAAGAGUUUGCUCAUUUACGCGUAGUAUCUUUAUGACGAGUGCAUAAAAGGAAUAGCAGCAGCUGGAAAAAUACUCGAAAAGGAUUCACCGAUGGCUGAUAAGCGGCGAUCAAAAAAGCGUAAGGAUGAAUAUACUGGCCCCGGUGGGGCAGAGCAAGAGCUGGAGAAAGCAACAAAAGAAGAAUACAAAGUUGCGAAAUGGCUCAAAUCUAAUGUACCGACAAAGAAAACUAAAUUUUUGAACCAUAAUGUUGAGUAUUUUUCGUCGGGGCGAGCUGUGGAUGCCUUGCUGGCGUCUAAAUUUGCACAGGGAGACAACUGUUUAUUCCCUCAUCGCCAAGCGGUGAUUGACUUCAUGGAUGGAAUGUUGCAUCACAAGUUUUUCCAUCGAGCAAAAAAGGUUACUGUUAGUGAACAGGAACUGAGAGGAAAAUCCAAAAAACCGACACCCGAAAAGGAAAAGGAUAAAAGUAAGGAUGAGAAACCUACUGAUGGAGGUGAAAGUAGCCAUGCUGAGGGAGGUGGUGGAAAGGUAGAUAAAACCACAGCGGAGAAGGAAAAACGGAAGCGUAAGAUUCGAGUAGAAAUGCACCCGGAACAACUGUUUGUCGAUGGCCAUGAAGCAUACGUCUGGCUGUAUGAUCCCAUUCCGAUGCAUUAUUGGAUUUUCGGUGCUUUGUUGGUGGUAGGGGCAAUCGUAAUCUGUCUGUUCCCGCUGUGGCCACCUCUGCUUCGAAAGGGCGUCUACUAUCUCAGUAUAGCGGCUGCCGGAUUUUUGGUAUUCAUUCUCGGUCUUGCCGUUCUUCGAUUUGUCAUUUUCUGUCUCGUGUGGAUUGUAACGGGGGGAAAGCAUCAUUUCUGGCUAUUACCAAAUUUGACCGAAGAUGUAGGAUUUUUCGCUUCAUUUUGGCCACUGUAUGAUCAUGAAUACAAGGAAAGUAACGCGGACAAGGAUAAAAACAAGAAGAACAAAAAACGAAAGCGUGACAAGGACAGUGACGUCGAGGAGGAAACUGCUGACACAAACGUUCCUUUAAGAAUAGACGAAGUUAAAGAGCACGAGUUUAAAUUGAAAUCAUCGGGCCAGAGUACACUAAGGCAUCGUGGAGCUAUCAAACUCGAAGAAGAUGUUGCUAAUGUUAGCGAUGGCCAGGAAGAAAAUCAUGGUGAUAAGGGCAAAACUUCACCAUCGGAGAGUGAAUCGGAGGGCUCUCAGCGGUCUUCCACCGGUAAAGACUUCGAAAUGGUGGACCCCGAUGAGAUGGACAACUCGUAAGCCGCAUAAGACAUCCACACACAGCAUGCUACUAGAACAGACACUUAGACAACUGCACUUUAGUGGAAGCAUUGCAAGUAUAUCUACUACCUAUUAUGGGCAAUCUAUUACGCAUGGAGCUACAACAAUUGUAUUUAUUGCUUACUUGUAUUUGUUUUUGUUUAGUUUCAACAAAUUUAUCCGAUAAAAUAACAUUAGUUUAGCCGUUUUUUGACAGAUUAGAAAAGGAGCAACGAUGAGACGGUUUACAACAGUAUAGCGAACAUAUGUUAGUACCUUACAGCAGCAUGAUUAGGCAAGAUCUGAUUUACUGAGGCCACUGAAAAGCUAUUUAGAAUGUGCUAGAUAACUCUAGCCGUAGAAACAUUUACCGGAUUCUGGUUACAUUUGUUGGAAAGUUCUUGAUGCGAAUAAUAAAGAGGAUUUUAUUUACAAAAAGCAAAUCAUAAACAAAUGUUUGAACUUUCGAUUCUUUGGAAAUAACGAAUUUUCAAAACAAGCUGCUUAUGAUAAGAAAGUUAUAUUGGUGUGAUUAUAAAAUCUUAGCAACGGAGGUUAACAAGAUAAACGAAAAAGGCUCACUUACGCAUAAAAUGUAGUGUGUUACGUGCGAUUCGAACAGUGAUAAAUAGUUUUUCCCUCUUUUUCUUUCGUUUGGCAACAACUAGUACAAUUAAAAAAGUAGCGCUACAUCUAAUUGAUUACUGAUAAUUUGGUUGGUAACUGUGGUAAAUUUUUUACUCUAAUUUUUAAUGAUAGUGCUAAUGUUCCAAUGAGAAUAGAAAUAAAACCAAUAAACAUUGAUAUAAACGUUA